Molecule: messenger RNA, 2915 nt
Organism: Oncorhynchus gorbuscha (pink salmon)
Lineage: Eukaryota; Metazoa; Chordata; Actinopteri; Salmoniformes; Salmonidae
Product: annexin A4-like
Exons: 15
Coding region: 156-1757 (533 amino acids)
Biological process (GO): phagocytosis; cytokinetic process; negative regulation of coagulation
Cellular component (GO): cytoplasm
Molecular function (GO): calcium ion binding; calcium-dependent phospholipid binding
Source: RefSeq, a predicted model, not a curated record
AAGGUUGUUGCCAACACAGUGGAAACCUCUGGUGGAAACAAGGCUGAAAUCAGGAACAGAACCCACCCACAACUACACUGCGCAACCAUCUUUAAACUCUUCCUGAUUCAACCGCUUCCCUUCAACAUUCCCGAGCGUCAGAAACAAUCCCAAAGAUGAGUUAUCCUGGUUACCCUCCAUCCGGUGGCUACCCUACCCAGACUGGUGGCUACCCCCCACAACCAGGUGCAUAUCCCCCCCAAGCUGGAGGUUACCCGCCACAGGCUGGAGGCUACCCGCCACAGGCUGGAGGCUACCCGCCACAGGCUGGGGGCUACCCGCCACAGGCUGGGGGCUACCCGCCUCAGGCUGGGGGUUACCCGCCCCAAGCCGGGGGUUACCCGCCCCAAGCCGGGGGCUAUCCUUCCCAGCAGGCUGGUGGUUACCCUCAACCAGGUGGAGGUUUCCCUCAGGGGGGAGGCUUCCCUCCCCAGGCCGGAGGCUAUCCUUCCAUGCCUCCAGCACAAGGUGGUUGGGGUGGAGCCCCUGCUGGUGGAAUGCCAGGUGGAGGUAUGCCCCAGGGGUACCCAGGUUGUCCUGCCCCAGGUCAACCCCAGGGGUACCCAGGCUGUCCUGCCCCAGGUCAACCCCAGGGGUACCCAGGCGGUCCUGCCCCAGGUCAACCCCAGGGGUACCCGGGCGGUCCUGCCCCAGGACAGCAGCCCAUGCCUGGCUACCCUGGUGGUGCCCCGGCCACCAACCCUUCCAUGCCAGGAUAUGGAGGUGGUGUUCCUGCUACUCCUUAUUCACCUGCCAUCAACAGAGGCUUUAGGGGUGUUAUUAAGGACUAUCCAGGCGCUGACCCUCUGAGGGAUGUGGAAGUCCUCCGCAAGGCCAUGAAGGGCUUUGGCACGGACGAGGCAGCUAUAAUUGAGAUUCUUGGGAGCCGCUCAAACAAGCAGAGGGUUCCAAUGGUAGCGGCCUACAAAACCACUUAUGGGAAGGAUUUAUUCCAUGAUCUGAAGUCUGAGCUGACUGGGAACUUUGAGAAGCUGGCUAUUGCCAUGUUGCAGACGCCAGCCAGGUUUGAUGCAUCUCAACUCAAAGAAGCCAUAGUGGGUGCCGGUACUGAUGAAGCCUGUCUGAUUGAGAUCCUAUCGUCUCGCUCCAAUGCAGAAAUCAGAGAAAUUAAUCAAAUUUACAAAAACGAGUAUGGUAAGAAACUGGAGGAUGCCAUCAUUAAUGACACAUCAGGACACUUCCGUAGACUCCUCGUCUCCCUCUGUCAGGGAAAUCGAGACGAGAGGGAACAAGUGGACAUCAACAUGGCCAAACAGGAUGCUCAGAAACUGUAUGCUGCCGGGGAGAACAAAGUGGGGACGGAUGAGUCCCAGUUCAACGCCAUCCUGUGUUCCAGGAGCAGACCCCACCUGAGAGCAGUGUUCAAUGAGUACCAGCAGAUGAGUGGUAGAGACAUUGUGAAGAGCAUCUGCAGGGAGAUGUCUGGAAACGUGGAGGAUGGCAUGGUGGCUGUGGUGAAAUGCAUCAGGAACACUCCUGAAUACUUUGCAGAGAGGCUUCACAAGUCCAUGGCGGGGGCUGGGACCAAGGACAGGACUCUGAUACGGGUCAUGGUGACUCGCUCCGAGGUAGACAUGCUGGACAUCAGACAGGCGUACCAGAAGACCUACGGGAAAUCACUGUACACCGCCAUCUCUGGUGAUACCUCUGGGGACUACCAGAAGCUGCUGCUGAAGCUGUGUGGAGGAAGUGAUUAGAGAGAUAUGAAGGAAUCCCUUAUAUCAAUCAGGACAGUGACGCCAUAGAAUGAGAACCAUAGAAUCAGAAUGAGAACCAUAGAAUCAGAACUGCUAUGGCCGUUCUACUCAUUCUAAUUCUAUAAGUGUAGUAGUCCAUGAGAAUGUAACAGACAGGAUCCUAUAUCAACCUGUGAUAUAUGUAGUUUGUUUUGCCAAAUGUGUGUCUCGCGCCAUAAUGUGCUGGGUGACGUAUGUAGGAUAAUGACUUUAUUUGCUGCAUAUGCAAUCCGUUAUUGUUAUUAUAUAGUCUUGAUUCAUUUUCAAACUUUUUUACUUUAUUGUGAUAUAUUUCAUACGAUCAGGAUAAUGCCAUUUAAAAACAAUGCAGUACUAUAAUUGACAAAUUAUUAUAUUAGCAAACUGCCAAAUACUAAAUGUAUAUGAAUAUUUCUGGGUUUGUGUCAAUACGUGCAAAUAUUUUAGGAUAUUUAGAUACUUAAAAAAAAAAGUUGGUUAUUAUAGCUUUAUUGCUGACUGCUGUAUUCUAUGCAAAUUAGCAACUUGUUUCAUAUCGAAUGAAAGCCAAUGAUAAUUAAAUACCACACAACGCUGGUGUUUCUGUCUUCUCAUUGACACCUUCUAAUAAUGUAGGCCAUUUUCCAUUGCUUGUUUCCUAGAUAUAAACACAAUGUUGCCUUAUUUUACACUGCAGACCCAAAGCCGCUAUGGCAUGCAACUCCAUGUUUUACCAUCUGCUGUUUAGUUCCAUGCAAGUCAAUAUUUCUGUUUUUUUCAUUUCAUCUUUCACUGCUAUUUCUAAUAUAAUUUCAAUGUAGAGUCAUUGUACAACUAUUUGCCAAUACUUAAACAUUUAAUUAUUUGUUGUCAAUAUUGUUUAAGGAUUUAUUCAUUGCAUAGGUAUAUACUGUAUAGCCAGCACACAUACUGUAUAGUAUAAUAUCAUGCCAGUAAAUGGCAGUUUGAACACAAUGGAUCCACUGAGGCAUUGUAAUUGGAAAAUGAUAUAAAUAUAUGCUAAUACCACAUUUGUGGCCCAAAGGGCUGCCGUUAUCAUGUAGUAUCUAACGUUUACAAUCAUUUGGUUGUUGGAAUGUUCCCCCACAGGCUUAUAAUGGUGUCCUUCCUGUCAAAAUAAAAUAUUUUGACUGGCAAUGA